AUGUUAAUCUGGAUUUUAAAAGUUAAAUUUUCUAAAUUUCAAUAUUCGUCUGAUUUAUGCUUGACAAACAGCGUUGGAAACUAUUGGGAAUACUACGAUAAAACAAUGGCAUCUACAUCAUCUUCAGACAAUGCGUUAAUCAAUAUCAUCGUUGAAAUAUCUUCGAAAGGAAGUGAAAAGAAAAUCAAUCUAAACGAUAUUCCAUUGUCAAUCACAGUUGGUGAGUUGAAAAAACAAUUAAAGGUACAACCAAAUGCACGGUUUGGACGGUUAGACCAGUUUGAAAGUUGGGAUAAUCGACGAACAUUGUCGGACUAUUUUGUUAAAAAUGGAGAAUCAUUCAUGUGUGUUAUACAAUGCACCAUAGAAGAGGGACAAAGUUCUUUCGAUGAUUAUAAUGAAUGGUUAUUGGCUAACAACAAGCCAGCACAAUAG
Molecule: messenger RNA, 435 nt
Organism: Rotaria sordida
Lineage: Eukaryota; Metazoa; Rotifera; Eurotatoria; Philodinida; Philodinidae
Source: the annotation of a GenBank genome assembly